Messenger RNA from Penaeus indicus, 1003 nucleotides. RefSeq names its product acanthoscurrin-1-like. The record is from RefSeq and is a predicted model, not a curated record. Bases 49 to 759 code for a protein of 236 amino acids. Lineage: Eukaryota; Metazoa; Arthropoda; Malacostraca; Decapoda; Penaeidae. The transcript is spliced from 2 exons.
GUCCAGGUGAGCUCAGGUCUUAAGCCGGCGGGAUAACACGGACCUAGAAUGAAGUUUUCUUGCCUGAUCACCGCCCUCCUGGUGGUGGUCUCGGCGCUGUUCGCCGCCGGCGAGCCGGUCGCCGAUCCCUUCAAGAAGCUCCAGAAGCGGAAGGGUGGCGGUGGCGGCGGAGGAUACAGGCAAGUCCGCUACAUGCCCGUCAUGCGGAUGCCCACGUACGGUGGAGGAGGAUACGGCGGCGGCGGCAAAGGCUCCAAGAAGGGCGGCGGCGGAUUCGGAGGCGGCGGUUUUGGCAAAGGCUCCAAGAAGGGCGGCGGCGGAUUCGGAGGCGGUUUGUUUAGCUUCGGCAAGGGCUCCAAGAAAGGCGGAAGCCGAGGAUACGGAGGCGGAGGCGGUUUCGGCAAGGGCUCCAAGAAGGGCGGCGGCGGAGGAUACAGACAAGUCCGCUACAUGCCCAUUCGCGUCAUGCGGAUGCCCACGUACGGUGGAGGACACGGCGGCGGCAAAGGAUCCAAGAAGGGAGGCGGCGGAUUCGGAGGCGGUUUGUUUGGCUUCGGCAAGGGCUCCAAGAAAGGCGGAAGCCGAGGAUACGGAGGCGGAGGCGGUUUCGGCAAGGGCUCCAAGGGCGGCGGCGGCUUCAGCAAGGGAGGAGGAGGAGGCUACGGCGGCGGACAUGGAGGCUUCAGCAGCGGCUACGGCGGCGGUCACGGAGGCUUCGGCGGCGGCCAUGGCGGCUACAGCAGCAGCUAUGGCAAGUAGAACCGAAACCAAAGAUAGGAGCCUUCUGCAGGCCCACUCAGCGACGGAAGGCUGCCGGAAAGGCUGGCGGUGCUCCCCGGCCACAACAGCUUUCGCGGCGAAAAAAAUGUCCUGUAGGACUUCAAGAUGCUGGGCAUCGAAACCUUGAGAAUCCUUGGUAUGCUGUAAUACCUUUAACUACUUUAGUCACUUAUCGAAAUGUAUUUUCUUUUUAUAAUAAAAUUAAUGUCUGUUCAGACAGACA